Oncorhynchus masou masou (cherry salmon) is the source of this 731-nucleotide messenger RNA. Its product is annotated as C-X-C motif chemokine 11-1-like. Bases 184 to 486 code for a protein of 100 amino acids. Gene Ontology annotation, cellular component: extracellular region. The record is from RefSeq and is a predicted model, not a curated record. The transcript is spliced from 4 exons. NCBI's taxonomy places the organism in Eukaryota, Metazoa, Chordata, Actinopteri, Salmoniformes, Salmonidae. Gene Ontology annotation, molecular function: chemokine activity. Gene Ontology annotation, biological process: defense response; chemotaxis; immune response.
UCCGUUCACAACUUCUAUCACUUCUCUCCUCCGUUCACAACUUCUAUCUCUCCUACGUUCACAACUUCUAUCACUUCUCUCCUCCGUUCACAACUUCUAUCACUUCUCUCCUCCUUUCACAACUUCCAUCACUUGUCUGAGCUGUCCAUCCAGACUCUGAAAGAAAUUGAAGAAGCAGUAUCCAUGACCAACACGAUGACAUCAACGGUCCUCAUCAGCUUCCUGGCCUGUCUGCUCCUGGCCAAUGUUGAAGGCCAGGUGGGUCAUUCUAAAGCUCGGUGCCUGUGUCUGAAUGGACUGGUGAACCACGUUAAACCUCUUCACAUUGAGAAGCUCGAGGUGUACACCUCCAGCCACUCCUGCAGGAACAUGGAGAUCAUUGUCACUCUGAAGAACAGAAAAGGGAAGAAGUGUCUGAAUCCAGAGGCUCCAUUUGCAAAGAAAACCAUUGAGAAAAUAAUGAACAAACAAAGGAGUGUGCAGUAAAUCUGUGAACUAAUGACACCAAUCCCAUUGAGAACUUGAUGGAACAGAGAGCACCAUGAGAGAGAGCUCAUCCGGAUUAAUUACCACAGUUGAGUCAAUGCACUGAAGACUGCCUGAGUACGUUUACACUCUUUAAUGGUACUUAGAAAGUCGUGUUUUAAAUUGACAAAAUUAGUAUGUCUUACACAAUAUGACUUACUAGUUGAGAAACAUUCCUAGAAUUUUCAAUGGAAAAGUAAGCAGGC